AUGGCUGACCACAGCUCCCCGCCGGUGCAUGGGCCCAGCUCUGACGACGUCUCAGACGACUUUCAUCCAGCUAACGAGUGGCUCGAUGGCGGGGAUGAUGACGACGACGAUAUGGACUACGACCCCGAGACCGAUUUGACAAACCCAAUGUUAUUCUUUGACGCAGACGACGGUGAAGACGAUGACGACGGUGAAGACGAUGACGACGAUGACGACGACGACGACGAAGAUGAAGACGAGGAGGAUAGCCAAGAUGAUAGAGCUGCGACUGCAGGAAUCUUUCGUGAUCAACAAGGCAAUAUUCAAAUCGAGUUGACAAUGGGUCCUUUGAGCGACGAACAAACAGGGGAAGAUCCUAAUUCCCGACAAGCAAGAGUGACUCCAGCACAAAUACUCCAGCUUCUAGACACCCGGGGACUUCAGCGAAUCCUUCAAUCACACGGUAUUUUUGGUCGUGGCCUGUUUGCUGCCGAUGAUGAUGAUGAAGAUGAUGGCUAUGGGUACGAUUCUGCUCGACUCCGCAGACGACGACAAAACCGUGCAGCACGUCACGAUUUUCCGAAGGUCCCCAGCGAGAAUGGGAUAGCAUUGAUGAACUCCGGAUUCUACGGCAACAACCCCGACUAUGUGGAUGUGCUAAAGAGGCGCAAGAGGAAAUUGGCAACGAGGAUGAUGUGGCGUGAGCUUGGUAUUGGAGCGCCUGGACAGAGGAAACGAGAUACACGGUUGGUACUUCAGGAUAUGAUCCCCGAGACUUCGGCAGAAAAAGUCAUCCACUACGAUGCCCGAUGCUAUUCGGGCCAAUUCUCGGACGACGGGAACUUCUUCUUCUGCUGCGGGCAGGAUUUCAAGGUGCGGAUGUAUGACACCUCCAAUCCCCACGACUGGAAAUAUUACAAGACGGCCCGCUUCAUCGGGGGUCAAUGGACCAUAACAGAUGCCACCUUGAGUCCGGAUAAUAAAUACCUUGCGAUAAGCUCGAUUCAACGACAAGUAACUUUGGCUCCGACAGACCCCAAUGACACUUCUGACCCUAUAUUACUUGAUUUUUCAGCACGACAACGAGAGUCUUAUCGUCGUUUUGGCAUAUGGUCUCUCCGAUUCUCCGGUGACGGCAGAGAAAUUGUGGCUGGCACAUCCGACCAGUCAGUGAUCGUCUACGAUGUAGAGACGCAACAAUCAAUACUUCAACUACGAAACCACGAAGAUGAAGUCAAUGCGGUGUGUUUUGGCGAUUCUUCCUCGCCUCAUAUUCUCUACUCUGGAUCGGACGAUACCACAAUUCGAAUUUGGGACCGACGUUCCAUGAAUGACAAUCGCGAGGCCGGAGCCUUUGUAGGCCAUACAGAAGGUCUGACAUAUGUUGAUAGCAAAGGUGACGGCCGUUAUGUUCUAUCGAAUGGUAAGGAUCAAAUGAUGAAAUUGUGGGACUUGCGGAAGAUGUGCACAACCGAGCAACUCGACAAAAUCAAUAUUAGUCAUUACACCACCGGUUUUGACUAUAGAUAUAUGUCAUACUCAGAUGAAGACUACGCUCCUCACCCUCAUGACUGCUCUGUUGUAACCUUCCGAGGUCACCGCGUACUGAGAACUUUGAUCCGCUGCCACUUCUCACCCCCAUCUAGCACCAACUCUCGGUAUGUCUAUUCUGGCAGUGAGGAUGGCAAAGUGUAUAUAUACAAUAUCGAUGCGACUUUAGCUGGAGUCAUCGAUGUCGGGAGAGUGACUGCACAUUCGAGACCGCAGGAUCAGGGGCUAUUUGCGGAGUUCGAGAUGAGACGGGGUGAUGAUGCCUGGAAGACAUGUGUCCGUGAUGUGAGCUGGCACCCAUCUGCACCUGUAUUAGCCGCGACGUCUUGGAAUGGAUGGGGUAUGUCCUCCGGCACGUGUAGUGUACAUUCUUGGAAUGAUUCGGCGACUGAGGAUGAAGGUGAUCCUCCAAUGGGCUUGAGUUUUGACGAAAAGCUCAAUUAUCAUCGCGAGUUCAACAGCUAUCGCGAGAAUAUCCGAGAUAGAUUCAUGUGA
Talaromyces atroroseus is the source of this 2025-nucleotide messenger RNA. RefSeq lists its product as hypothetical. Bases 1 to 2025 code for a protein of 674 amino acids. The transcript is spliced from 6 exons. The record is from RefSeq and is a predicted model, not a curated record. Gene Ontology annotation, biological process: proteasome-mediated ubiquitin-dependent protein catabolic process. Gene Ontology annotation, molecular function: protein binding. Gene Ontology annotation, cellular component: Cul4-RING E3 ubiquitin ligase complex. NCBI's taxonomy places the organism in Eukaryota, Fungi, Ascomycota, Eurotiomycetes, Eurotiales, Trichocomaceae.